Molecule: messenger RNA, 7408 nt
Organism: Ziziphus jujuba (common jujube)
Lineage: Eukaryota; Viridiplantae; Streptophyta; Magnoliopsida; Rosales; Rhamnaceae
Product: MDIS1-interacting receptor like kinase 2-like
Exons: 5
Coding region: 3040-6159 (1039 amino acids)
Biological process (GO): protein phosphorylation
Molecular function (GO): protein binding; protein kinase activity; ATP binding
Source: RefSeq, a predicted model, not a curated record
GAUUGACUCUGCUAUUGUAGAGGAAGUGGUUGAGUUGCAUGUCAUAAUCAACAUAUUGAAUUGUUAUAUGACUGCCCUGCAGUUUUGUUGAAGGUUAAACAUUUCUAUGUUGGACUUGGUCCAUUAGCUGUUGUAGUUUUGAUGUUGUGUUCGGGACGAGCAAAAGUUACUGAUCACGAGAUGUACUAGCUGUUGUUGCUGUUUUUACUGUACCAGAUGGUAGAUGUCAAUUUAUCAUGUUCAUGCUGGUUGCAGUCUGGAAUGUCUAACCUGUUUUUGUUGAUGAUACUCUGGUUGUUUGGUCCUGCUAAGGAGACCUGGUAGCUGUGGUUGCCAAAAUGGUGGUCGGAAUUCACCUGCCCUAUUGUGUAGCCGAUGCAGUUUAUAUGAAAACACUUAUUGGGGUUAUCUGCUAGCUGUUGGUGGCUAUACUUUUAUAGGGAUUGGUUCAUGUUUGUGAGUUGCAGCCCUUGUUGCAGUAUUGGUGGACGUAGUUUGAUACUGUGACAAGACUUUGUUGACUGCAUGAAAGAUUUUUUUUCCUUUUCUCUUUGUUUUACCUUUUUGUUUUUGUUUUUGUUUUCUUUUUUCUCUCUCCCCAUUUUUUUUUUCUCUCUCCCUCGUGCUAUUCUUUUAAAAGUUGUUUCUUAUCUGAUAUUAUUUUUAAUGGUUGUUAACCUUGUACAUAUGUUUUGCAUUGGAUGUGUAAAUAAAAACAUGAUGUUACUUGGUACAAUAUAUACGAUGUUUAAUCCUCAGGAAAAAAAAUUCCUAAUCAAGGAUUGAUUUAUGCGCUAAUGUUGGAUUUACUGUUGCAUUGAAUUUAUUUCUUGGCUGAAAAAUUAAAUGUUGAACGUAAGUUCGGACAGGGCUAGAAACAAUGCUGCGACUAUAUUUGUUAUGCGCUUAUUUUACUGAUCUAAUUGUAGCUCGCUGUGGUUUUUUUAUAAUGAACAUUAUAACUAGUUUUCAAUACUAUAAUCUAGCGAAUCAAGUUCACGUCCACCUUAGUGUACACACACACACACGCACACGUAUAUAGAAGAAUUAUCUUGCAGGCAAUUCCUUGCUAUAUUAGGAAAUCUUUUAUGUAGGAAUUCUGGAUAAUUUUGUCGAGGAUAAUGCAUGUACAUUUGGUUUUGGAUAAAAGUUGUCUGGAGGAAAAUUUAUAUAUAUAUAUAUAUAUAUAAUAUUUGUUUGGGCAUGUAAUUUUUUUCUGGUGCACAGGCCACUGGUCAAACCCAUGAUCUGUAACUAGAAUCGAGCGGUCGUGUGCAAGAAGGACCUGUGAUAAUAUUUUGUUUGUAAUUAUUGUUUUAAGAAUUUCAAAACGUUCUGUGAUUCAAACUAGUGUUUUGUUUAUUAUUUACAAAAAUGUUUUUGGUGUAUAAUCUGAUUCCACUUUUAGAACGGUAAACAUUUGUUUUUAAGUUUUUUUUUAAAAAAAAAAAAAAAAAAUUGGUUGGCUUUUCUGCGUCUUCGGCUUUGGUCUUUGAUUUUGCUCUGAAUUGACCAUUGCUUUCUCUUUCUUGGUAGGUGUCCAUCAAUUCAACUCGGUGGACACAACAUUUUGCUAAUUAUUUCCCACUGCGCACCAAAUAUGAAAUCUGGAUUUUAUGAUAUGUUGGUGCUAUGUAUUUUGAAAUACAUUUAGGACAAUAUAUACUCGUAUACAAAAGGUAGGAGCAAUUCCAAUUGAGUCUUAAAAAUUUCCUGACUUCGCUCCUUACCACGUUACAGCUCAAGAUUUUCUGGUUGCUGUGUGAUGGAUGAAGUUGGAAUCUACGGCAAAGGACAUCUUUAGGUUGUUUUAUUAUUAUUAUUAUAUUUUUUUGUCUUGUUAUGAAUCGUUUUUAAUUAGUCAAUGCUCAUUUUUCCAUAUACUUACACAAAUAUAAAUCAAAGAGUUGAAUUCAUGACUUUUUUGUUGGGUUCUGUCACCGACGCUUUAGACCACCCAUUAGGUGAUAAGUCAAAAUUUUGGACGCACACAUAAUUUUGUCCACUCCGUCCUUCGCCGGCCGAUAAUGACAUAUGAAUUAGAACAACAACAGUCUUUCCAAAACCACCCGUCUAAACUAAUCUCAACUCCAAAUAGGGAAGACAAAAGAUUAUAUAGAAUAAAUCCACAAACAAAAUCCUAUACCAGAAUCAUGGAUUUGUUAAUGGAGAAAACAAAAUUUUCACUCUUCUUUCUCUUUUUUGUUACCAACUUGCCUGUUAUUGUUGUUUUUGCCUCUAUUGACGAAGCCACUGCUCUUUCCAAAAUGGAAAGCCAGUCUUCAAAACUAUCAGCCCCUUCUGGCUUCAUGGACUGACCUUCCCAAUGGCACAGUUAACUCUUCCACCGAACUUGGAGCCACUACAACUCCAUGCAACUGGUUCGGAAUUUAUUGUGACCUUGCCGGAAAUGUCAUCAUGAUAAACCUUACUAGUUCUGGUUUACAAGGUGUCCAUUAAUUCAACUCGGUGAUCACAAGGUUUUACCAAUUAUUUCCCACGACGCACCAAAUAUGAAAUCUGGAUUGUGUCAGCUUUCCAUACUCAUGUACAAAAGGUACAAGCAACUCCAAUUGAGUCUUAAAAAUUUGCUGACUUUGCUCUAUACUACGUUACAGCUCAAGAUUUUCUGGUUGCCGUGUGAUGGACGAAGUUAGAAUAUACGGCAACGGAGAUCUUUAGGUUGUAUUAUUUAUUUAUUUUCUUUUUCUUGUCAUAAAUCGUUUUUAAUCAGUCAAUACUGAUUUUUCCAUACACGAUAUGUAUACAAAUACAAGUCAAAAGAGUUGAAUUCAUCUGACUUUUUUGUUGGGUUCUAUCUACCGACGCUUUACAAGUUACACCACCCCUUAGAUGAUAAGUCGAAACUUUGGACGCUGGCAUUAUUAUGUCCAAUCUGUCCUUCGCCAGCCGAUAAUGACAUAUGAAUUAGAACAAGAGUCUUUCCAAAACCACCCAUCUAAGGUAAUCUGAACUCCAAAUGGGGAAGACAAAAAGUUAAAUAGAAUAAAUCGACAAACAAAAUCCAAUGCCCGAAUCAUGGAUUUGUUAAUGGAGAAAAAAAAAUUUCCACUUUUCUUUCUCUUUUUUGUUACCAACUUGGCUAUUAUUGUUGUUUUUGCCUCUAAUGAAGAAGCUAUUGCUCUGUCCAAAUGGAAAGCCAGUCUUCAAAACUCUCAGCCCCUUCUAGCUUCUUGGACUGACCUUCCCAAUGGCACAUUUAACUCUUCCACCGAACUUGAAGCCACUACAACUCCAUGCAACUGGUUAGGAAUUUAUUGUGACCUUGCCGGAAAUGUCAUCAUGAUAAACCUUACUAGUUCUGGUUUACAAGGUACGCUCAAUGAAUUUAUGUUCUCACACUUCCCUAAUCUUUUGUAUCUUGAUCUUAGCAUGAACUUUAUAUUCGGUGUAAUCCCACCUGAAAUCAAUUACCUUUCCAAACUUGUCUAUCUUGAUUUGUCCAACAAUAAGUUGUCCGGAUAUAUACCAGAGGAAAUCGGCCUGCUUUCAGGUCUUGAGGGCCUAAUGUUGUCCGAUAACAAGUUGAACGGCUCGUUUCCUAAUGAAAUAGGUUCUCUGAGGUCACUAAGAGAGCUUUCUCUUCAUAAUAACUCUCUUAGUGGUUUGAUUCCUACUUCUUUGGGAAAUCUAAGCAAAUUGGCUUACUUGCAUAUCCAUAAGAAUUCACUUUCUGGUUCUAUCCCUUCAGAAAUAGGAAACCUCUCCAAUUUGGUAGAGCUUUGGAUGAAUUCUAACCGUCUUACAGGUCACAUUCCUUCAAGUUUAUGGAAUAUAAAGAAGCUCAAAUCGUUGGUCAUGUUUGAAAACAAACUUUCUGGCCACAUUCCCAUAGAAAUAAAGAAUAUGCUAUCUUUGAACAUUCUGAGCCUUCACACAAAUAAUCUUUCUGGUUCAAUCCCAAAAUCAAUAUGUGAGAUGGGAAACCUUACCUUAAUUCGUCUCUACCGGAAUAAUCUUUCUGGCUCUAUUCCUGAAGAGAUUGGCAACUUAGAGUUACUUGUUGGUCUAGAACUGAACGAGAAUAAACUUAACGGUUCUCUUCCGGGUUCAAUUGGCAACUUGAGUAAAUUACAAGUUUUAAAUAUCCGUGACAACCAGCUCUCUGGUUCCAUUCCUCAAGUAAUAGAAAAUCUUAUGGAUUUGGUUGUGCUGCGGCUGGCAUGGAACUAUUUCACUGGUUAUUUGCCCCAGAAUAUUUGCCAAGGUGGGAAGCUUAUGAACUUCACUGCAAAUGGAAAUCAUCUUAUUCGUUCAGUCCCUAAAAGCUUGAGAAACUGCACAAGCUUGUCUAGAAUCCGGCUGGAUGGAAACCAACUUACUGGGAAUAUAUCUGAGGACUUCAAUGUCUAUCCAGACUUGGAUUACAUAAACCUAAGCAACAACAAGUUCUAUGGUGAAAUUUCUAAGAGCUGGGGACAAUCCUUAAAACUAAGAAGUUUUGAGAUUGCUGGGAACAAUAUCUCAGGUAUCAUACCUCCAGAAAUUGGAAACAUAACUCAACUGUUUCGACUUGUUCUUUCUUCAAAUAAUUUGGUUGGUGAGAUUCCCAAGGAACUUGGAAAGCUGACUUCUUUGAUAAACCUUACAUUGGAUCAUAAUCAGCUUUCUGGAAGUAUACCUGCAGAACUUGGAUUGCUGACCGGCCUUGAAUAUCUCGAUCUGUCCACUAAUGGACUGAGCAAAAACAUUCCUGCAAGCCUAGGGAGCUUCUUAAAAUUGCAUCACUUGAAAUUGAGCGACAACAAGUUAAGCCAUGAAAUUCCAAUUGAAUUGGGUAAAUUGGGUCAGCUUUCCAUACUAGAUCUAAGCCAUAACUUUCUCACAGGAAAGGUCGCUUCAGAGUUCAGAAAGUUGCAGAGCUUGCUGACAAUGAAUAUCUCUCACAACAAUCUCUCUGGUGUCCUUCCUCAGUCAUUUAAGGAACUGCGUGGCUUAGAAUAUGUUGAUAUAUCACAAAAUGGAUUUUGGGGUCCCAUUCCAGACAACAAAGCAUUCCAAGAUGCUCCGGCAGAAGCAUUGCAGGGGAACAAAGGAUUGUGUGGCAAUGCUGGUGGUCUGCAGCCCUGCAAUACCCCUGAUAAUCGCAAAAAUACUUCAGAGACUGACCACAAAGUUAUGUAUUUUAUUGUUCUACCAAUUCUAACACCAUUUUUAUGUGCUUUAUUUGGAAUUCUUAUCAACGUAAGGAGAACAAAGAACCUUGAACAAAAGGAACUAAGCAAUAUGGUCAAUGAACCUUUCCAUUUGGUAUCAAACUUUGAUGGAAGAAAACUGUACCAACAAAUCAUAAAAUCUACUGAAGAUUUUGAUGUAAGAUAUUGCAUUGGGGAGGGAGGAUUUGGAAGUGUCUACAUAGCGAAGCUUCCAUCUUUUGACCUGGUAGCAAUAAAGAAACUUCAUCAAGUCUCUGAUGCUGGGAUGACCUAUUCAAAAGAGUUCUUCAAUGAGGUAAGAGCCUUAACAGAGAUAAGGCAUCGAAAUAUCGUGAGACUUCAUGGUUUCUGUUCACAUGCUCGGAACUCGUUUUUGGUAUAUGAGUACUUUGAAAAGGGUAGCUUGGCUAGGAUCUUGAGCAACGAAGAGGAACCUAAAGAAUUGGACUGGAGUAAAAGAGUGAAUAUCAUUAGGGGUGUAGCUCAUGCAUUGUCCUACAUGCACUUCAGCAUCAACCCUGCAAUUGUUCAUCGCGAUAUAUCCAGCAAAAACAUACUGCUGGAUUCUCAGUUUGUGGCUCACAUUUCUGAUUUUGGUACUGCAAAGCUUCUCAAGCAUAACUCCUCGGAUUGGACAGCCGUCGCAGGCACAGUCGGUUACAUGGCUCCAGAAUUGGCUUACACGAUGAAGGUAACUGAGAAAUGCGAUGUGUAUAGCUUUGGAAUUCUGGCAAUAGAAGUGGUUUUAGGAAAGCAUCCGGGGGAUCUUGUUUUGUGUUUGUCAUCAGAAUGUCGUAAUCGAAGCAUAAGGCUGAUGGAUUUGUUGGACCAACGCCUUCCAUAUCCCACAGAGCAAAUAGAGGAUGAUCUUCUUUCUAUUUUGAAUCUGGCAACUGAAUGCUUGCAUGUAACUCCAGGUUCUCGGCCAACCAUGGAAUAUAUUUCCCAAGUUGUAUCGGCCGGAGGAACUCCACCUUCCUAAGUCAAGCUUUCAUUGAGUGCGUUGUUUGUAACAAAGUUUUGGUAUGUCUCUUUUAAUAUCCUACUAUAUAUAUAUAAUACACCAAACUAUCUUUAUAUUUAUAUCACACCCAAAUAUUUUAUAUACAAAAAAAAAAAAAAAAAGAAAAAAAGAAGAAGAAGAGUUUUGCAAGUCAUCUUUACUUCCCAAGAACAAUGCUUGAGAGUUUGAUUUUUAUUAAAAAAAAAAAAGUGGUAAUGUCAUUAACGUUUUAAAACAUGAUGAUUUUUUUUUGUGUGUGUGUGUAAAAUUGCUCUAAUUAAGAAAUUAUUAAUAUAAGAGAAUAAUGAUAUGUAUGUAUAUAUGUAUAUUUUUUUUUUCUUACAACAAAUUAUAACUAAUGGACUAGAGGACCUAAUUUUUUUGUUUGUGUGGUCAUCAAGCUGAAUAGCCCCAAUCAUUGCUUAAUCAGUCUCUCUUUUCUUUGCCAUUCCCAUGUAUAACAUGCAAUUGACCAAUGCAAUUUUCUUUCUUGGUCAACAAGUUAUUAAUUCUAAUGCUCUGUUAUAUUCUUAAAAAAAUAGAAAACAAACUAUUUGUUAAUUUUUUUUUUGGGAUAAUUCAAAAUCUAAUGUUUUAACUUCAAAUUAUUUUAUUAUUUCUUUCAAUAAAAGAAAAGAUAAUCAAAUAGUUACAUGUAGAGGUGUUUUGAUCACUUGCAAAUGAAUACAAUUCGGCCGCAUACUUACUGCUGGUAGAUCAAUUUCUUCAAUCUGGAGUGGCUUCUCCAAGUAAUGCUUGUUGGAAUAAUAAACCAAAUUUAAUAUUUUACUUUCUCUAAGAUAUAUGAUAAAUACGUAUGGGAAAUGUAAGAACCUUUUAAAUAUGGUUCAUGAACUAUGAAAAUAGUGAAGGUAUAUAUAUCUCUGUUCUUUGUCCAUUGAAACAAGAAGAGUAUGAAAUAUAAAUUAAAAAAAAGGUUUAUGUAUUGGCUCCUGUUUUUGACUCUUCUUCUUGAACGUGUAAUGCACUUUAUAUAAAAAAUUAUAUAUAAAUAAACCAACAAUUGGUAUCAGAGCCUUAUGGCAAACAUGAACAAUCUGGCUUCUCUUAUUCCGUGCUUCAAUGGAGAAGAUUAUGAUUAUUGGAGCCAUCAGAUGAAGGUAUUGCUAAAAUCAUUGAAGUUAUGGAGUAUUGUUGAAGAUGGAUAUGAAGAGCCAGAAGAUGAAGAGAGUCUAACUACAGCAGAAAGCACUUUGUUGAAAGUAAA